This is a messenger RNA of Vigna radiata var. radiata (mung bean), 1550 nucleotides long. RefSeq names its product ethylene-responsive transcription factor 2-like. The record is from RefSeq and is a predicted model, not a curated record. Gene Ontology annotation, biological process: ethylene-activated signaling pathway; regulation of DNA-templated transcription. NCBI's taxonomy places the organism in Eukaryota, Viridiplantae, Streptophyta, Magnoliopsida, Fabales, Fabaceae. Gene Ontology annotation, molecular function: DNA-binding transcription factor activity; DNA binding.
AAUACGGGGAAUAAUGCACGUGAUAAAUCUCAAGCAACUUGCACCUGAACCUUGCGAUUCAUACAUGGGAACCUUCGGAGAAGCCAAGGCUGACAACAUUCGUAAAUCCAAAAGAAUUUAACUUAAACCCGAAACCGUACACCAAUUGAAAAUUAAAAUAUUUCUAAACGCCAUUGAUAUUAAGCUCAAGUUUAUCAUCCAAGUUCAUGUACCUUCCCUUUUAUAAAGACCCUCAUCUACUUUCUCUUUCAACUUUCAAUAUUCAAUUCACAACCUAAUACCAUCCAUCCCUCAACAACACAAUCCACGAUCCUUCUCUCAACACCACACAAACGAUAAAAAAACACAGAUUGCCUAAGACACUGCAACAAAGACAUUUCGGUUACAAAAAUGUACGAAGAAACUACCUACGAGUCCGAUUUGGCUCUUUUGGAUUCCAUUCGCCGCCACUUACUCGGGGACUCCGAGGAUCUCAAAUUCGGACCCCCGAUUGUUAACUCGGGCAACACUUCCCUUUACUCUCGGAGCUCCAGUUUCGGUAGGUUGUACCCGUGUUUGAGUAACGACUGGGGAGAACUUCCUCUCAAGGAAGAUGAUUCGGAGGACAUGGUGCUCUACGGUGUUCUUCGCGAUGCCGUCAACGUAGGGUGGGUCCCCUCUCUCAACGCGGACUCACCGGACAGUUUUUCUUCGGGUUUCAUCCCGGAAGUGAGUGUGAAACCCGAACCGGAUGUAUUUCAGGCACCGGAACCUGUUUUCACUCCCCCGGUGAUUCCCAAGGAUGCACCGGCGGUUGUUCCGGCGAAGGGGAAGCACUACCGCGGCGUGAGGCAGCGGCCGUGGGGAAAAUUCGCGGCGGAGAUCCGCGACCCGGCUAAAAACGGGGCUAGGGUUUGGCUCGGAACGUUUGAGACGGCUGAGGACGCCGCGCUGGCUUACGACCGAGCCGCGUACAGAAUGCGCGGGUCUCGGGCUUUGUUGAAUUUCCCGCUUCGGAUUAAUUCGGGCGAGCCCGAACCGGUUCGGGUGACGUCGAAGCGAACGUCGCCGGAGCCUUCGUCUUCGUCGGAGAGUGGAUCGUCGGCUAAGAGGCGGAAGAAAGUGGUGGGGUCGACUGUGACGGCUCCUAGUGGAUUGAGAACAGGGCAAGGGAAGUCAAGUGGCUCAGUGCACACGUGCGGAACAGUUGUUGGUUAACUAAUGCGUUAUGGUGACGUGGAUUUCAGUGCUCUUUUUGUAAAUUCCGGUUUGUAGUUAUCUGAUUCUGAGAAGAUGCGUGUGGCAGUGGCAGAAAGAAGCUCUUAUUAAAAAAAAAUUAAAACAAUAACCCAAAAAGGAAAGGAAAGUGGCACAGUGCAAAACAUGCAUUGUUGCCUCAAUUCAUUCGAGUGGCAGCCAUAAAAGCUAAACCAGAAAAAAUAAAAAAUAAAAAAACAGAGCUGGAAAAUGAAAUUAGUGGUGGAGGUUUUGUUGGGUUUGUGAAUACAGUCCCAAUAUUUGUCAUUUUUUGGUUCAAUAUUUAUGAAAUUUGUGAAUUGGGUUGCAUCUUA